Molecule: messenger RNA, 489 nt
Organism: Anisakis simplex (herring worm)
Lineage: Eukaryota; Metazoa; Nematoda; Chromadorea; Rhabditida; Anisakidae
Source: the annotation of a GenBank genome assembly
AUGUUUUUUUAUUUAAAAGCAAAUCAUAAACCAGUCUCAUCGCACAUCUACGUGGUACCGCCGUCAGGUGUGUCGUUUGUGAUCUCGACAGGGUCGUGGUAUCUGCAAAAGGGAUCGCUCUACGGAAUCAGCGUAUCAUUGUUGGAUUCGGACGAUAACAUUAUGCUCAUACCUGAGAAUGCUCGUUUUGAAACAACAGUUCCUGAGGAAUAUUUCGAAAUUUUGGAGCACUCUUCAAACAACACAUACUUCUACGUGAAGGCAAUCAAGAGUGGGAUGGCAACAAUACGGUCGACAUUUUUAUCUGUCAUUGAUGAGGACGGUCAUGGAAUCAGUGGUUUGGGUGAAGUGAACGGUGAAAAAAUGGCAACAAUAUCGGACGCAGUGGAGAUAUGGCCGAAAUCGAUUAUAUUCGCGUAUGAUAGUGAGUUGAGUGAGCAGCAGUCGUGGACUGUUGAGGUUGGUCUUUGUUGGAAGUUUUGUUUUUGA